AUGACUAUGGGCGAUCUAUCAAACCUCAAGGGAGAGUCAGGGGGAAAGUGUGCUCCCUGGCUGUUGAAGUUUCGUUCCUCAACAAGUUUUAUCAUUGCUGCAGUCUGGAUGUCUACCUUCACGGAAUUCCUCCUAUAUGCCAUGAUAGUCCCGGUGAUGCCAACAGUCCUCAUGAUCCGAGCCGGAGUCGAAUUUAAGCACCGAGAAUAUUGGGUCAGUGUCCUUCUCAUGUCCGAAGCAGGCACGGCUCUGCUGAUGUGUCCCAUAUUCGGCUACCUGGUCGACCGCGGACGCACACGUCGACUACCCUUCAUCGGCGCCCUGGUCAUAUUAACCGCCUGCAUGCUGGUCUUGCAGUUGGCACAUUCCAUCGCUGCAUUUGUCGCGGCUCGUGUACUCCAAGGCAUCGCAGCCGCUUUAGUAGUAGUAGCGUCAUUCGCUCUCAUCGGCGAUGCUGUGUCCCAGGAUCGUCUCGGUCAGACGAUAGGAUAUCUGGGCUCCGCGAUUGCUUCAGGCUUUUUGCUUGGUCCGUUCCUCGGGGGCGUUGUGUACAAUUCUGGCGGGUACGAUGCCGUGUUCUGGUUUGCGUAUCCUAUUAUUAUGCUUGACAUGGUUAUGCGGCUCAUUUUGAUUGAGAAGAAGGUCGCUGCUCAAUGGACUGGAGAAUCGAAUGGAGAUUUGGGGUCCGGUCUAGACACCGCGCAGCGUAUUCCCUCUGUCGGUUUUCACGAACCACAGGUCAUCCAGAGAAGAAAAUGGCUCGUUAUCUUCCGGAUGCUCAAGCAGCGCCGAGUAUUGAUCUCUUCGUGGGCACUUCUCGUCCAGGGAAUCUUGCUUUCUGCUUUCGAUGCGACCCUUCCCAUAUUCGUCGAAACGAUAUUUGGCUGGACCGCCCUCGGCAUGGGGUUAAUAUUCCUCCCCAUGGCUGUCCCGGCCUUCUUCGAACCGCUGUUCGGCAGAUUCACCGACAGGUUCGGUGCCCGCUUCGUAGCCUUUGGCUGUUUCGUUUUUCUCUCGCCCACCCUCAUCUGUCUCCGGUUUGUCCAGACGAAGUCAAACGAACAGACUGCGCUUCUAGUUUCAUUGCUCUUCCUUACCGGGAUCUUCCUCCAUGCCUGCGCCCCAGCCAUGUACGUUGAGACGCAGCGCGCACUCACAGCGAUGGAGCUCAAGGACCCAGGAAUACUUGGACCCAAGGGUGCUGUGGCGCAAGGAUUUGGAUUGCAGAGUAUGUGUCAAUUUGCGGGAGUAUUCUUUGGACCCCUUUGGGGUGGUUUUGUCGAGUAUCGUUUUGGGUGGGGCGCGAUGACGGGCACUUUGGGGGUCUUGGUAGCGCUGACCGCACUUCCGAUGUUGUGGUUAGGAGAAAGUGAAGAGGAAAGGGCUCUGAGUUGA
Molecule: messenger RNA, 1395 nt
Organism: Penicillium robsamsonii
Lineage: Eukaryota; Fungi; Ascomycota; Eurotiomycetes; Eurotiales; Aspergillaceae
Product: MFS transporter
Exons: 5
Coding region: 1-1395 (464 amino acids)
Biological process (GO): transmembrane transport
Molecular function (GO): transmembrane transporter activity
Source: RefSeq, a predicted model, not a curated record